AUGGCCGACCCGAAGGAUUCCGCCAGCAAGGCGGCAAUACCAAUAGAGCUCCUCAAAGUCGAGGCCGCGUUCUUGAAGCGUGCGGUUACCUCCUCGUCCGACAAGAGGUCAAAGGGACAAGGCGCCCCGAGCUAUAAGCGCGAUGUUAUGUAUGCAGCAAUGAGAGAGCUCCUUGGCGGAUUGAGCACGCAGCAGGCACAAGCUCUUGUUCCGACGACGGAUAAAGUGUACGAAAGGGUGGCCAAAUGGAAGCAUCAGAAGGUCAAGAGCGUAAGCUUGGGCGCAGGUGCACAGGGACACUGGAUUGGGCCUGAACAGGCCAACCAUGUCAUGCUGUACUUCCAUGGCGGUGGAUUCUACGGCGCAGCAACGAUGGGACAUCUGAGAUAUCAGUUCACACUGCAACGCGACAUGGCGAAGCGCGGCCAGGACUUCGCGAUUUUCUCCCUGACCUACACGCUUUCCCCGGGCGCCACAUACCCAACACAGCUCAAGCAGGCCGCGUUGGCGCUAAAUUACCUCCUGGUUGACGAGCACCGCGAUCCGGCGUCGAUACUUCUCGGUGGGGACUCGGCUGGCGGGAACCUGGCUGCCGCGUUGCUUGAGCAUAUCGCCCGCCCACACCCUCAAGUUCCGGCGGUGACGCUUUCGCGGCCCUUGCACGCCGCCCUCCUGAUCUCGCCGUGGAUAUCAUUUCAACUCACCGAGCCGUCCGUCUCUAGUAACGCUGAAUCCGACUACCUCACGCCAAGAGCGCUGAGGCGGGCGUCCAAUGCGUAUAUACCACCGGGAGGCGAACACGAUGAUUACUCGCAGCCCGCCACUGCUCCGGUUGAGUGGUGGGCGGACAUCGCUCGCAGCGUGGUAGACAAGAUGAUGAUAUGGGGAGGAGGCGGCGAGGUCCUCAUUGAUGGGAUUCGAACUUUUGCCGCCACGGUCAAGAAUGGGUUUUCGGAGGCCGAUGUGGAGAGGGUCAAUCGCGACGAGCAGAAAGGGACUGACAGGUUUACCUUCGUUGUCACGCCGAAGCACUCGCACGAGGAGAUGAUUAUUGAUGAGGUCUUCUUCAGGAGCAAGAAAGGCGAAGGGGCCGAGGUAAUUGAAAGGUGGUUAUCUGGAGUUUUGAAGUUGUUGUGA
Messenger RNA from Diaporthe citri, 1137 nucleotides. RefSeq lists its product as uncharacterized. Bases 1 to 1137 code for a protein of 378 amino acids. Lineage: Eukaryota; Fungi; Ascomycota; Sordariomycetes; Diaporthales; Diaporthaceae. The transcript has 3 exons. The record is from RefSeq and is a predicted model, not a curated record. Gene Ontology annotation, molecular function: hydrolase activity.